Molecule: messenger RNA, 774 nt
Organism: Kogia breviceps (pygmy sperm whale)
Lineage: Eukaryota; Metazoa; Chordata; Mammalia; Artiodactyla; Physeteridae
Source: RefSeq, a predicted model, not a curated record
AUGGGCCUUACUGAGAAGCAGCUACAACUCGCGGCCCGGGAACUGAGAUCUUGCUUCCAGCUACUGCUUGCUGCUGCUGCGUGCGUCCGGAAUCAGCUUGAGACAGGUAACACAGUAAACACCUCAGAGUCCUUUCUUUCAAAUGGAAGAGGGGAAGGCAGAGAUAAAAGGAACUCUUCAAACUUCACCUUCUUUCCUUGUGGCUUGUGCUCUCCUCCUCCUCCACCCCCUCCAACGCCUCCCCGGCCUCUGCCACCAAAUCUACCUGGGCCACCUGGGCCACGACCUCGGCCUCUGCAGCCACCUUCACCCUUAGACUUGGCCCAGUCCAAAGUAACUUUGUUUCCAUCAAUUUCACCAUCUUCCAUGGCCUCCUUGACAGCUUUGGCAUCUUCCUCACUGUUGAAGUCUACAAAACCAAACCCCUUGGAGGAUCCAGUCUCCCGGUCAGUGACUAUCCUUGCACAAAUCUCCUUUAAUGUCUCUUCUGUAGUAUCCUCAGACAGACCUUUGACAAACUGAGUUUUGGAUGGUUGGCUUCUUGCAUUAGGUGAUCCCCUGGGUCCUUGCAACUCCAGCCUGAUUGCUCUGCCCUCAAUUUCCCUUUUAUUACAUGAAUUUAAAGCUUCUUAAGCAACUUCUACAGUAGUUCCCAGAUCUUGCAACCCAAUAGCCCUGUCGGGGAAGGAAAAAUUAUCAGGAAAAUAUAACAUUUUCUCAGUGAAAAUGUAUUGUGUCCUAAUCAGCCUUACUCCUUUUUUACGCUCUUACUGA